Folsomia candida is the source of this 1390-nucleotide messenger RNA. RefSeq lists its product as uncharacterized. The transcript has 2 exons. Bases 601 to 1239 code for a protein of 212 amino acids. NCBI's taxonomy places the organism in Eukaryota, Metazoa, Arthropoda, Collembola, Entomobryomorpha, Isotomidae. The record is from RefSeq and is a predicted model, not a curated record.
GAAAGCACGAAGCCAAGAGUCAAAAGCAUGCGGUACACAGAAGUAGAAAGAUAACAAUAGUUAGUUAGUAACAAUUGGACACAUUUCUGAAGCAUCUUGCAAAAAAAGUGCACAGUCUCAUUUCGUGCAUGGUCUCUCUUCAUUAUUAUUGCACUGCUCUUGUAUCAUCCUCACACACCGGUAAAUAAUUGUGACACCACGACCCAGCCCCCAUAGAUCUUUAAAAAGGAGACGAUGCGAUCUACUUUUUCAUGUGCGUACCAUUAUAAGAUGCACGAAUAGACUUUUUUGCCAAUUAAAAGUAAUAAUGUCACCUCGUUCAUCUUGUUCUAUCUCAGUCCACCGCCUACACAUAGCUACAUACACUUAAAUGCAUGGUUGGGUUUAAUUCGGUCUGUCGGUGGGUGAGGAGAAGUGUUCAAAUAAGUAAUUUAUGUCAAAAUUAGAUUAAAAGAGGAAGGCCAAAAUAAAUCAUUGUACGUGGUAAAAAUUUUGUCACGUACGUGGAUAGUUGGCUGCAUGCAUUUUUAGUUGAAUUUUUACCGUGGCAGUUACAUGAUCUAUCUAUUUCUACCUUUGAAAAAUUAAAACUGCAUCCCCAUGGUGGAGAAAUACCCGGAUAAUUUAAUUCUGAUGAAGUUGCUCUCACCAAUUUCUGAACUUCCAUUAACAGCCGUGGGAGACUUUCCGAUAAGUUAUCGAAAUCUUUUGGAAGGGACGACGCCGAGGUGGAAGGCGUUGCAGGUGGAGGACAGUGGCGGUGGCUUAAGAAGUCAUAAAGUGGUCACGACAAGGAGAAAGUCGUGGAGUUAUAUUCAUCCAGCGACGCCCACUGCGGAUCAUCGAAAAGGCUUCGCCUCGACGAGAGCGUCAUUUGAGGAAGCAAAUCCUGCCGUAUUUCCAUUUACGAUGGCACCCACGCCCACCACGACCACGACCCCGACUUGGCUUCACAAGGUCCACUUGCUCCGGGAGGAUAGUAAUAACGAUGCGAAGAGUUUGUCCAUCAGUGGCACUGAUCUCACAUUUGUGGUUCCUUUCAUGAUAGUACUGGCAGUUGUAGGAAUGAUUUUACUCUGCGUCCGACGACGACAAAGAUUGGAAGAUCUUCGGCACAAACUUGUCCCCAUUUAUCAUUUUGCUCCUGGAGAGGAGGAUGACGAAUUUGCCUACGAUAAGGACACAGACCCAUGGAAAGAAUACUGGUCAUCGCAUGAAUCUCGUAAAAAUCAACGUUAAACAACGUUUAGUUAGAGGUCCAAAAUUUUUGAGCGAAUUGAGUCAAAUGUGAUUUAUUUACGUUAGGGAAACAUUAUAAUUAUUAUACUUCCAAAACAUUGAAAAUCUACGUGAUAAACUUGAGGAAAAUAUAUUUCAAAAGAUUUUUUGA